This is a messenger RNA of Drosophila takahashii, 1848 nucleotides long. It is a transcript of the gene Ir85a, whose product is annotated as Ionotropic receptor 85a. Gene Ontology annotation, molecular function: ligand-gated monoatomic ion channel activity. Gene Ontology annotation, cellular component: membrane. Lineage: Eukaryota; Metazoa; Arthropoda; Insecta; Diptera; Drosophilidae. The record is from RefSeq and is a predicted model, not a curated record.
AUGUCCAUCCAGUGGCUAAGACAUCUCCUGCUCCUCGUAAUCCUGGCCCACCUGGCCGAGGCAGGUGAGAAUCGCAUUCCGUUGAACAGCAAGAAGAGCUCCCACCUGAUGGUCAAGAUGAGCGAGAUCCUCUGCAGGGCUCGGAUCAAGGUGCUCUUCGUGUAUUUCGAGAACCAAACCUCCCACGAGCACACGGGCCAGAUUCUGCGGGAGGUGACCAAGUGCGACAUUUCCUACAUAUCUUUGAGAAAUCAAAAUGGACCACUGGAGGCGGUCAAAGACGAUGGGAUUCUCAUGUACAUGGUGAUGAUUAUAACAAACAUAUCGCAACCUUUGGAACUAUCGCUCAUCCGAAAGAAGUCGGCUGCCAAGCACCGAUCGCAUGUUUUCCUGCUAGUUAGAGAUGCCGAUACCGUUUCCGAUGCCUGGAUGCGGGCCAGUUUCCGGCAAUUCUGGAAGAUCUGGCUCCUGAACAUAGUGAUCCUCUACUGGCGCGAUAAUAGACUGCAUGCCUAUCGGUACAACCCCUUUACGGACAACUAUUUGAUACCGGUGGAGAAUGACGCGAAGGGGGUGCCCACCCUGGAGCAGCUCUUUCCCAAAACCAUACCGAAUAUGCAGAGGAAACCGCUGAGGAUGUGCAUCUACAAGGAUGACGUGAGGGCCAUAUUCUGGAGGCAGGGAAUCAUCCUGGGGACAGAUGGAUUACUAGCGGGCUAUAUAGCCGAGAGAUUGAACGCCACCAUGAUGAUAACCCGUCCGCACUCCUACAACAACCACAAUCUCAGCUCGGACAUCUGUUUCUUUGAGGUGGCCAAGGAGUAUGUGGAUAUGGCCAUGAAUGUUCGCUUCCUGGUUCCGGACACCUUCAAGAAGCUGGCGGAGAAUACGGUCUCCCACAUGCGCGACGAUCUCUGUGUGAUUGUCCCGAAGGCCAAGACGGCGCCCACUUUCUGGAAUAUAUUCCGAUCGUUCGGCACCUCGGUUUGGGCCCUCAUCCUGGCCUCUGUGCUGGUGGGCAAUGUUUUCUGCUAUAUUUUGCAGAACGGUGUGGGUGGUGGAGUGCCCAUGCAACUCUUCGCCGGAGCUUUAACCAUGCCCAUGACCCACAUUCCCCGGAAUCACUCGCUUCGAUUGUUCCUGAUCUUCUGGCUCUACUUCGGACUGCUCAUCUGCUCGGCCUUCAGGGGCAAUCUGACCAGCAUGAUGGUGUUCCAGCCUUAUCUGCCGGAUAUUAACCAGCUGGGUAGCUUGGCAAGGUCCCAGUACCGCAUCCUCAUCCGGCCGCGGCACAUAAAGCACAUCCAGCACUUCCUGACCCUGGGACACAUGCACGAGGCCAGGAUAAGGGAACAAAUGCUGGAGGUUCCCGAUGCCCAGAUGUACGAGAUGAUGAAGAACAACGAUGUUAGAUACGCCUACUUGGAGAAGUACCACAUUGCCCGUUUCCAGGUGAACAACCGGGUGCACAUGCACCUGGGUCGUCCGCUCUUCCACCUGAUGAACAGCUGCCUGGUGCCGUUCCAUGCCGUCUAUAUAGUUCCUUAUGGGUCGCCCUACCUGGGCUUCCUGGACUCGCUGAUCCGGAGCUCGCAUGAGUUUGGAUUCGAGCGAUAUUGGGACCGUAUCAUGAACUCGGCCUUUAUCAAAUCGGGCGUGAAAGUGGUCAAUCGACGGCGGGGCAGCAGCAGCGAUGAUCCCGUGGUCCUCAAACUGCAGCAUUUUCACGCCGUUUUCGCACUGUGGCUGGUGGGGAUCGGACUGGCAUGCAUCGUGCUGGCCUGGGAGCACUUGACCCACAACUACAACUUGGCGGUAACAAAGCGGCGCCACUAAUUAUCGCAUGCA